UUUCACCUUCAAAAUGUAGAGAAUAUUAUCAGUGUUUAAGUAUAUUUAAAGGCCUCAGAUUGCACUCCGAUAUGCUAAAAUCCAGGAACUUCCGGGGGCCUCCGGCCCCCUGAACCCCCAGCCAGGGCGUUGCCCUGUACCCACCGGGGGCCCUGCGGCCCCCAGCUUGAAAUUUCAGUAUUUUCACUUUUCUGAACUUUUACCCAUGUAUGUUACCCCUGUCCAUCCAUAACACGGUUUAUUAAUGAAAUUUAUUUUCAGUCAAUUUAAACAACUGCAAAAUCUUUGGAUUAUAAACCGUCAUACCAUAUUAAAGCUUGUAGUAGGUCCGAUAGUGUAUAGAAAUGGCAUUCAUUUUAGCGGGGUACUCUAUAUAUCCCGUACCUUUAUAGAACCUCGCAGCAAGGGUUAAUAUUGAAAUUGAGGACCCAUAACUUACCACAUAUCUUAGUAUACAUAGACAACCCAGAUCAUGGUUUGAUACAGAUACCCCGUUUCUGACGAUAUUUCUGUUUAUAUAUAUAUUAUAUAUGUAUAUAGUUGGUUAGUCAGAAGACUGCUUGUGGAAAAAACAUUAUUUAAUAUAUUCAGGAAAUGAGACCAAGAAGAAAGAAACAGGAGAAUGUGGCAGCAGACUGCAUUGAUUCAGGGGAGGACCUCAAAGAUUUUGUUAUUGAACAUAUACCACCAAAAGGUCUUGGUGUUAGAACAACAAUAAAUAGAACAAAAGGAGAUUUCUUAAUGAUUUAUUCCGGCGAACUGAUAACAGAAAGAGAAGGGGAAGAACGUGAAGAACGUGAACCAUCCGUGUUUAGAUACUUCUUCCAAUAUAAAAGGAAAGGGUGGUGUAUGGAUGCUACUAGUGAAUUAGAUGUUGGGCCUCGGCUAGGUCGUCUGGUGAACCACGGUGGUAAAGGUAGAAAUUGUGUUAUGAAAACCCUGGAGUUCAACAAAAGGCCAUAUCUUUGCUUGUUUGCUGCUAAAGAUAUUCCACAAGGUGAAGAGUUACUGUAUGAUUACGGCAUUAAGGAUUUGCCUUGGGAGAGAAAAGCUGACACAGAAUUGGUGGCCGCUACUGACAAUCUGGAGAACAUGCUGGAGGCCCAGACUACAGACAAUCUGAAGAACAUGAAGGAGGCCCAGACUACAGACAAUCUGGACAACACGCUGGAGGCCCAGACUACAGAUAAUCUGGAGAACAUGCUGGAGGCCCAGACUACAGACAAUCUGGAGAACAUGCAGGAGGCCCAGACUACAGAUAAUCUGGACGAAAUGCUGGAGGCCCAGACUACAGAUAAUCUGGAGAACAUGCAGGAGGCCCAGACUACAGACAAUCUGGAGAACACACUGGAGGCCCAGACUACAGACAAUCUGGAGAACAUGCUGGAGGCAGAGGCUUCAGACAAUCUGGAGAACAUGCAGGAGGCCCAGACUACAGAUAAUCUGGACGAAAUGCUGGAGGCCCAGACUACAGAUAAUCUGGAGAACAUGCAGGAGGCCCAGACUACAGACAAUCUGGACAACACACUGGAGGCCCAGACUACAGACAAUCUGGAGAACAUGCUGGAGGCAGAGGCUACAGACAAUCUGGAGAACAUGCAGGAGGCCCAGACUACAGAUAAUCUGGACGAAAUGCUGGAAGCCCAGACUACAGAUAAUCUGGAGAACAUGAAGGAGGCCCAGACUACAGAUAAUCUGGAGAACAUGCUGGAGGGCCAGACUACAGAUAUUCUGGAGAACAUGCUGGAGACCCAGACUACAGAUAAUCUGGAGAACAUGCUGGAGGCCCAGACUACAGACAAUCUGGAGAACAUACAGGAGGCCCAGACUACAGAUAAUCUGGAGAACCCGCUGGAGACCCAGACUACAUAUAAUCUGGAGAACAUGCUGGAGGCCCAGACUACAGACAAUCUGGAGAACAUGCUGGAGGCCCAGACUACAGACAAUCUGGAGUUAAUUCUGGAGGCCCAGACUACAGACAAUCUGGAAAACGUGCGGGAUGCCCAGACUAUAGACAAUCUGGAGAACAUGCUGGAGACCCAGACUACAGACAAUCUGGAGAACAUGCUGGAGAUCCAGACUACAGACAAUCUGGACGAAAUGCUGGAGAUCCAGACUACAGACAAUCUGGACGAAAUGCUGGAGGUCCAGACUAAAGACAAUCUGGAGAACACGCUGGAGGCUCAGACUACAGACAAUCUGGAGAACAUACUGGAGGCCCAGACUACAGACAAUCUGGACGAAAUGCUGGAGGCCCAGACUACAGAUAAUCUGGAGAACAUGCUGGAGGCCCAGACUACAGAUAAUCUGGGCAACAUGCUGGAGGCCCAGACUACAGAUAAUCUGGGCAACAUGCUGAAGACACAGAUUAUGACUGAGGAGCAGGUACACCCCAGCAAGAUACAGGACCAGAUCUCCGGUAAUAAUGCCCUGAUGAAGGAGAUGGCUGUGCGACUUACCAGCCUUAAGUCUAUACAGACAGCUGCAGAGGAGCUGAUCAAACAAGCCACUGAUUUGCAGGAUGGUGAUGCGAAAGAUAUUCCUCAUGGCACCAACAAGUUCUGGGAUGAACUGCAACAGUUGACACAUACGCUGAAGCACAUGUCUGACAGGCUUGGCAAUCAGGAGCCCACGGUGGAGCCCACGGUGGAGCCCAGCCUCAUCCGGGAACAGCAGGAAACACUAGAGAUCUCCAGUGAUGAAGAAGUGAUCAAUGUUGAUAACAAUGAUGAAGAUGAUGAUGAGGUGAUAGUGAGGAAAUCGCAGCUCAAGAAAAAAGGAAAGAAGAAACCUAAACUGUUUGAUUUAGAUGAGGAUGAAGAUCCAAUUCCAAAGGAGAAGAAGAGAAGGAAAUCCAGAAAGAUUGUCCAUGUAGGGGGGUCAGAUGGUUACGCAGAAGAAGAUGUUCUGGAGCCGACACCUAAGAAAACGUUUAUGGACAAGUUCUUGGCAAGCAGGAGCCCUGGAAAAGACACAAAUGCAUCCAAACCAGAGCCUGCCAAGAAGGUUGAGACAGCCAAAAAACUGACUGAAGCGAAACCGACCGUCUCUGUUUCAGCCUUCUUUGGUGAAGCUAGUAUUCAUCGGGUGGAGAGAAAAGUGGUACCAGCUAAGAAGGAAUUAGCAUUACAGAACUCAAAUGUGAACCCUCUGAACCAGCCAGUAGAUCCCACUUGUGAACUAAUGCAGAUAGAAGGCGACCUUUUGCUGGGGCAGCCCAAUGCCACCAACCCCCAUGACAGACAGAGCAGGACGAACUAUGGACUCGAUGUUGAGAAGUGA
Molecule: messenger RNA, 3282 nt
Organism: Dreissena polymorpha
Lineage: Eukaryota; Metazoa; Mollusca; Bivalvia; Myida; Dreissenidae
Exons: 12
Coding region: 595-3282 (895 amino acids)
Biological process (GO): signal transduction
Cellular component (GO): membrane
Molecular function (GO): protein binding
Source: RefSeq, a predicted model, not a curated record